AAUAAUAAAUACACAUCAAACAUUACAUUUACAUCACGAUUCGCUUGUGAAUCAAAUCUUAGUAAUAACAUAGUUAGCUAGUAUCAAGAAAAUGGAUUUUUUCCACAAAGCUAAAGCCGUUAGGAUGCGUAACGUCCAUGAGAAGUAUCUAACGGCGGACGAGGACGAAGAGACGGUGACUCAAGACAGAAAUGGUUCCGACAAGAGAGCUCGAUGGACCGUCGAACCAGUUCGUGGUUCCUUUGAAGUGAUCCGCUUAAGGAGUUGCUACGGUAAUUAUCUCACCGCUUCUAACGAGCGGUUCUUGCUCGGUGCCACGGGACUUAAAGUGGUCCUGUCGAAACCGAGUCGGCUUAACGCGUCCGUCGAGUGGGAGCCGGUGAGAGAAGGAUCCAAAAUUAAGCUCAAGACUAGACACGGUAACCUUCUCCGAGCCAAUGGUGGACUUCCUCCGUGGCGUAACUCAGUCACUCAUGACUCUCCUCAUAGUUCGGACUCGUUCUUGUGGGAUGUUGAUAUCGUUGAGAUCUUGGUUGAAACGGCUACUCCGGCUACGGCAGCGGCAACAACUCCUCCGCCACAUAGGAGGCCAUCGAGUCCCCCGCCACAUAGGAGGCCGUCCAGUCCCCCGCCACAUAGGAGGCCGUCAAGUCCUCCGGUGUCUAGGAGUUCUUCAGACACAUCCGAGGAAAAUUUGACUGAGUCGCCACCGAAAUCUGAAGGAAGGAUCAUAUAUUACCACAUCGCAGACGAAGAAGGUCACGUGGAGGAUGAGUCAGCCGUUGGAUACGCUGUAACUUUCAAAGGAAACAGCGUGGAGCAGUUGACGCAGGUGCUGAGGGAAGAGACUAGCAUGGAUGAUGUUGUCGUGUGUACACGCAAUCCUUUAAACGGCAAGCUGUUUCCUCUUCGUUUGCAGCUUCCGCCAAAUAGUGGAAAAAUGCAUGUCGUUCUAGUACCGUCAAAUACUUCUUAAAUGGUGUGCUAUGUGUGUUAUGCAAUAUUGGUCGAAGUAUUCAGAGGUAUGGUGUUGACCAAAAGGUAAACAAUUGGUUCUCGGUUUCCAUUAGAUAAGAGUAUGCGGAUAGAUCAUUAUUGUGGGUGCUAAUCAUUCAUUUUUUUGUUAUUUUGUAAAGAAUCACUUAAGUUUAGCCAUUUUAAAUGGGAACAUCCGCUAUCAUGCAAUGAUGUUAUUAUAAGACUUCUUAUCAAUCAUUAAAGACUUUAAAGUGCUCAAACAUAAUUGCGCAA
Molecule: messenger RNA, 1251 nt
Organism: Brassica oleracea var. oleracea
Lineage: Eukaryota; Viridiplantae; Streptophyta; Magnoliopsida; Brassicales; Brassicaceae
Exons: 2
Coding region: 92-976 (294 amino acids)
Source: RefSeq, a predicted model, not a curated record